Dermacentor albipictus is the source of this 6920-nucleotide messenger RNA. Its product is annotated as protein phosphatase Mn(2+)-dependent 1K-like. Gene Ontology annotation, biological process: peptidyl-threonine dephosphorylation. Gene Ontology annotation, molecular function: protein serine/threonine phosphatase activity; cation binding. NCBI's taxonomy places the organism in Eukaryota, Metazoa, Arthropoda, Arachnida, Ixodida, Ixodidae. The record is from RefSeq and is a predicted model, not a curated record. Gene Ontology annotation, cellular component: nucleus; mitochondrion; cytosol.
CGGCUUUGUUGGUAUGUGCCGCGAGCGUAAACGUUUGCGCAACAGCCUUUUUGGUCCUGUGGAAAGAACUCAUAUAUUAGUGUACCUGGAAAUUAGUUCAACUUCGGCAUCAUUAUUCAGAAAGCAUGGCCAAGCACGGUUUCCACACCUUCCUGAAUCAUAUAUGGCACAGCGUUUCAAACGAUGGACCGAUGUGGUUUCGCGUAAACUUAACGUCGAGGUAGCGGUAAGCUCGUGAAAAUUAAUACGAACGACUGUGACCUGAGGGAAAAUCCCGGCCUUCAGUGCACUUAGCAGCAGCUGAAACGGGAAAGCGCCCUUAACAAGAUGCUGCGUACACAUCCUGAAGAAAACUAGCGUCCCUGCUGCGUUAGUAUUAACAGGCGCCGCCGAUGCCGUCUACCAACACCCGCAUGGCCACGGAACCGCAUGUGUCGUCUGCUAUCAAGAGCCUUGCACUACGUGCACGAGAAAAGAACUUGCGGAGAGUCUAGUGCCAAAGUGUACACGAACUCGUGCAGUACGACGUCAAAUCGAGUGCCGAAGUGCAGGUGGCGCUAGCUGCACUGGCAAAUCGAGUGCUAGAGUACUGCACCUAGAGAAAGCUGCACCCCCGGAACUAGUGCAGAAAGUGUAGCCAAAUCGAGGAGACCUCAAUCGCUGUCGUAUCGGUCCGGCCAGUCCGGCGCUACUCCGGUGCUUAUGGUGUAUUCGGUUCGUCGCUUAUUUUAAAACUUAGGUCUGUGUCGUCUGCGUGCGGCCUUCGAAAUUUUUGGUUGCGCACAACAAUUAUUUAGAACGGCGGUACAGUUGAGGACAGUUCCUGACGGCAGUGCGUAUAUCCGACGUUCUUCCUGCAACAUCCUUUGCAUGUCUCUGUCGCUUCUCAGGUCGAACCUACCGCGGGUGUCCCGCUUGAAUAGAAAUGCCUUAAAACCGUUAUUUUGGCUGCAUGUACGCGAGAAGCAGGUUCUUUCGGACCCCGAAAACAUUGGACAGCGUCAGCAACACAUUAAUUUUGACACGCUAGGAACUUGGGACAACCGAAUUGAUCUGCCACUGCUGUUGCAGCAGAGUAUCAAGGUCGGCAAGCCCGUACCCAAAAUAUCGGCUGAACAUGCCGGCUGUGCUACGAUUCUCGGACGGCGAACCUACAACGAAGACCGCUACAGGGUCAAGGAGCUUACACCAGACCUCCUGUACUUCGCGGUGUUCGAUGGACAUGGUGGUUCAGCAUGCGCAGACUUCUGUGCUGAACAUAUGGAGGCGCAUAUUAUGUACUGGGUUCAUAGAGGCCAGACAGACCUACAGGCACUACUCCAGUCAGCAUUCAUCGACACCAACAAUUCCUUUGCCAAAUAUGUCUCCUUUAAUUGGCCAGAUGGUGACGAGGCCUCAUCUGGAACAACUGCUACGGUGUGCCUCCUGAGAAGCAGCACAGAGUUGUACGUAGCCCAUGUAGGUGACAGCCGUGCCCUGCUCUGCCGCAGUGGGGAGUCGCGCCGACUUACCACUGACCACACUGCUGGCCUGAAGCUGGAGGAGGAGAGGAUCAAGAUGUCUGGCGGCAAGCUUAUCUCAGACAGCCAUGGACGGCAUCUUGUGAAUGGACGUCUGGCCAUGACCAGAAGUUUGGGUGACUUGGACCUUAAGCCGUUUGGUGUCAUUGCACUACCGGAUGUCAGAUCCAUUGAGGUUAAACAUGGCAAGGAUGCCUUUGUGAUCCUCACCACUGAUGGUGUGAAUUGUGCCAUGUCGGACCAGGAGAUUGUGGAUGCCAUCAACAGCUGCAGUUCACCAGCUGAGGCAGCAGGUUUCGUCACUGACCAGGCCAUGCAUUUUGCUUCCCAGGACAAUGCUACGGCAGUUGUCAUGCCCUGUGGUGCCUGGGGAAAGUACCGCAAUAGUGGCGGUGUGGCGAACAGUUUUGGUCGGCAGCUGCAGUUUAGUCGGAGAUUUUAGCUGCUUACUUGUAAAGAAUAGCCCACCACUUUGUAUGAGGAGCACACAUUUGAAGUGGAUAAUGAGUGUCCGAGUCACUAGAUUUAUUCAGUUAACAAACAAGCAGACAAAUAGGGCUGACCUUUAAGCUGUAAACAUAUCCUUAUUUUGAACCUCUAUUAGGCUGACCAAAUCUUUUGCAUACGUUGUAGCAAAAAUAAGUGGACUAUGUGACAGUGUUUUUAUUGAAGACGUGAGGAGCAACAGAUGCCUUUGCUUUUGUUCGUGUGUAUUUAGUGAGAAAAUUGCUCUAUUGCCUUUUUGUUUUUCUGGCAGAAAAACAAACUAGCUUGAUAUGCUUUAAUAAUUGCACAGUGAGUAGCUGAUGGUUACCUAUACUAUUGUUUACUGUACAGCUUCUAUUUCAAAGUGCACGGUGAAAUUGAAAUGCUUCAGAACUUUCUUGCUGCAUAAAGAAGUUAGCUGUUCACCUUGUAUGGUAGUCAGUAUGAACAAUUGCUUUUUUUCUUUCCUAGUGCCAGCUGACCUUUCUGUCUGUAAUUUAUCUUGCCUUCUGUUGCGUACAAGGCACCCAAACCUAAAGCACGAGCCUCAAAGAAUAUCCUGUAUUUAGCAGUCUGUCUUGCUUCAUUUUUUGAAAUUUCUGAAUUUGUUUACAGCAUUUUAUCAGUGGCCUCCUUGUUGUUUAAUGGUGGUACAUGGGCAUUCUGUAUAUCUUGGCUGUCAAAAACUGGAAUAUCUUUACUGUCAGCAUCUCUACUUUCCAUGCAGUGCUUUAAAGGGACAUUAAAGGCAAAUGCUAAGUGAAGCUAAAGUGAUAAUACCUACUUGAAAAAAUCCCAGGACACCUAAGCACUUCUUACGAGUUGUGAAUGCGAAACCAUUAAUGUCCAAUUGAACGCCUAAGCGGUUCUUCAAGUUUUACACUGUGAGUAGCAUACUGUAGCGGUGCGUGCUGCCCGAGCCAACAAGCAGCAGCAGCGACCAAGGCCGGUAGGUGCAGGUAGCAGCUAUGCCCAGUAUGGAUGAGAGAGAGAGAGAGAUAUGGCUGCGUGUUGGCUUCUGAGAGCGAGGGUGAUGUGGCAUCGUGGCAAUGCCCUCAUCCCUUACUCAACACCUAGCGUGCCAGCAAGUGUUCCCUUUUGCCCGCACUGCUCUGUCGAGGUGCACCCGUGACAUGGCAUUGCAGCCAGUGGUAAUUUAAGUGCCAUUUCGCUACUACAAAUGGAAGCUUUCUUGCUCGAUGGGCAAUUUGAUGCUUUCGCAUCAAAAGUCUAAAAUCGAGACCAGGGCUUUAGUGAGAUACGUACUAAGAUAAAUGUAGGACAGGAUUUGACUUUACCAGAAUGAUCAAGUACUACUCGUCUGAUCAUGCCUAAACUCAUCAUUAUAAUUGUGUCACUAGCACUCAACCAGUUAAUAAAAAGAUAAUUGCAUUGCAUUAUAAGAUGGAAGAAAUUGCUACUUGUCCACUAGCGUUCGGUGCGUCUUUUUUUCAUGUUCCUGUCCGUGUCAUUUUUUACGCGCUAGUGCUAUGUCCCCUUAUAUGAGUAACGACCAACUAGCCCAGCUUUCUGCCUUAAAUACUUGUCCACUUCUGUUCGAUUCUUAGAAAAAGGAAACUCAUUGAUGUUACCUUUGAUAACGAUGCGACGAGUGGUCAACAAGUUUUGUUUUCACUUGAAUCCGUGUGGCCAGCGCUUUCAUGUUUUGGGUGGUAGUUUCUGUAUUGUAUAGUGCUGUACUUGUUUGCUGGCUUGCAGAGCUCACACUAAAGAGGCAACCACAUGCAUGCGAUUAUCAAAUGACUGUGACAAGCGACAUGACAGAUGGACCCUGUUGCACUCACAUAUUGCUGUAGGACGAAGAUGAAAAAAAAAAAACUAGCAACACACUUUCAUUGUUGUCUGAAUCAAAUCAAUCGUACACCCGUCAUAAAAUCUCAUAUGUGCUGCGGCACCAACAUUUUAACAUUAGGGUACUAGAUCUAGUUUUAAUGUGCUGUCAUUGGCAGUAAAAAUGCAUUCCAUGCUGCCAAUGGCAAAUGCUGUAGCGCCAUGUGAUAGCUAGAAAUCUAAAUACACUUUCGUGAUUUGGUGGCCAUGGCCGCCAUGGCACAUUAAAUACCACAUUUCAGAGAUGUGGUAUUAGUGUGAGAUGAGGUGAAGCGGUGGCUUAUUUUACUAUUUAUUUCUUGCUGUCAUAGAGGACAGCAAGUAGCAAGAGCAAAUUCCAAUCAUAGUGGGCGCAAUGGUUGCUGUUCUGUUAUGCAGUCACACGGUAACAAGUGAGCCACUGCGCAAAUUUUCGGGUGACAAGCGAGACUUCUGCGAACAGAAAAUGCCACCUCCAUGUGAUGUUUUGAGAUGCUGUCAGUUGUAUCUUCGCUUGGUUUCUGGCUAUGCUGUUGAGUUUUAUGGAAAAAAAAUGUAGCCUUUGGCUGUCAGGCACCGUUUUACUCGCCAACGGUAGUAAAGGGUAGUGAUGGCUUAUGCAGCAUCGCACCUCCUCAUUUGUGGCGGGCUAUUUUAAUUGUGCUAGAGGAAUGCAGACCCUUCAGACAUAAUUUUCUCUUAAACUAAGUGUUUUCUUGGCGCAAAACAUGGGCUGCAGGGUUUCUGGAAUUGUAUUUUAACACUCCACAUUGACAUACUAUUUGUCCUCAGUGUCCUUUAAGCAGCAUGGGCGGGCAGAUUGCUGGAGGUGUCUCUAAAGCAGAAAUUUUCUUGUAGGAGUUACAUAUAGUUUCACACAUAUUAGCCCUGUCAUUCUCAUGAUAUUAUUGUGCAGAGAUCUUGUCAAUUCUGUCGUUGACAGGACUCUUAAAACUUAUGCUUGGGUCACUAGUCCUUUUUUUUUUUGCUUAUCACUUCGAGAGUACAAAAUUUCUAACACUUGUAUCAAGAGCACAAGUGGUAAAGUACUUGCAUGAGGAAUUGACUGUUUAAUCUGUCGCUGUAAUCAAAUGCUAGCAUGAGAGUGCAGUUUUUUAGCUACAGGUGUGGAUGUGUAAUGCCUCGGUAUAGGACCCAGAGGCUGGAUUCUUUCCUGUUGCCCAAAGUGACAUGACAAAGCAUGCUCAGAGCAGCUCAUUUGUUGACAUUGUGGCUGAAAGUCCCUGUCACAUAGUCCCACACACUGUGCCUGAGUGUCCAGGGUAUGUUCUUCAGCCCAUACUUUUGCAAUCUUCAAGGACUAGUCAAGAAUUCGGGGUGCCAAGCGUUCUGUUGUAGCACUAUAGCUGAAGCACUUGCAAAAAGCAAGUGCUUUGUGUUAGUGAUGCUUUUGAAAGCAGCACUGUUUCAUGUUGCCUUUAGCAAUGUAAGGAGUCGCGUGCAAUUGAUACACUGUGUCAGCUGUGCACUUAACGGCGGCUGUUGUAAGUGUUUGCAAUUGGUGCCACAGAUGUUCUCUGCCAUUGGAAGAUGCUUUUGCAUGCCUUGAACAACUUAUUUCUCUGUUUGUGAUAGCAUUGUGAUAUUCGCCUGCUCUCUUAGUUUGAAGGGAGUCUAAAGGAAAAUAUUUUCAGACUAGGUAGGUAAGCUGGCUUGUUACUCUUUGGAAAUAGAGGUUACAUUACUUUUGCCCAGAAGGAAGACAGAACAUGCCAGAGAACGUGAGGUGUAGCAAUACAGGCAGUGCUGCUUUAUAAUGCCUGCAACAACUUUCUGCGACAUUGCUAGGAACACUCGGCUGAGGCUGUUGGUAGUGAAAAACUAGAUUGCAUUGCAAAAUCAAAAGUGUGAUGUGCCCAUUUUUAUAGCUCUUGUGUUUUUCUGCAUAACAUCUCGGAGUUAAUCAUGGCUUAAAAAUUUAGCUAAAGCUUUGUGCUCAAUCAACCUGGUUCUUUAUAGUGUGGAACCUUUAUAGAUUGCAGUAUGUUGGGUGGUCCUGUGAACAGAGCUGCUUCGCAUGGUGGUGUGUUUAGCGUACAUAGGUGAAAUGUAUGCAACAUGCUUUGUGAGGACUUGUAAGCAGUGGCAGAAAUGAGGUCAAUUGCAACAUGUACUAUUGUGUAUCAAAAAUGCGCAGCAGUAAGCAGUUCCUAAUGCCAGUGGCGAACUGCAGCUUCUUAUAUGGGGAGAGCCAAUAUUUUGAAGUAUGGCAGCAAUAAUGCCAUAAAUAGUGCUGCCACUAGUUUGCAUACGACAGGGAUUCAGUCAUUUUGUAUUUUAUUUAAAGAGGGAAGGGGCAUCCUGUUCAAUUGAGCUUGUUGUAGGUGCAUUUAGGCCUCUACUUUCCCCUUAAUUAACUUGCAAGAUAUUUUGGUUUUCUUGUUGCACCCCCCCCCCUUGCUUUGAUUUUUGUCCUUGUUUGUUUGUUUUGAACUUUAUGAGUUUACUCAUUAUUGCUCUUGUGAGUCCUCAUGCAGUCAUUCAUAUCUAUCCUUCUCAUUAGGAAGGUGACAGGUAGCAUUGAGCACUUUAGCACAAAGCACAAAAGUAUGAUGCUAGCCGAUUUCUGCUUGACUAGGUGAUCGCAUUAUGCUAUAGCACAUCUGUGCAUGUUUCAUGUAAAAAAUGUCUUAUUCAAUAUCACGGACUUUGAAUUUUUUUUAAGGUUGAAUUUUGCAUUAGUAAUCAAUAAUGCCAUGAAAACUAAUGUGGCACCACUUGGCUAAAAUAGGCACAUAUGCUAAUGACUUUGUUUCAGGUACAAUUGGCAGUCAGUAGAAGAUGUAGCAAUAUUGUGGCACCUGUGUAGUCCUUGUAGUCAUUCAGCAGGAGUAUAUUAUAGGUGCCUGGCAUCUGUUAAUAUGUUCCUUUUUACUUAUGCUGCCUUCAAGUGCCAGUAACUCCAGGUAUGUUGCCAUGGUUCUGCAGUCCUGUAAUGUUCAAAUACAAUGGAUGAAAGUUCAUUCAGGUGACUGUUGUCACAGGCUGUUUAUUUGAUAUGGACUUUACUUACGCAAGUUCGAUGACACUCAAGUGAAAUAAAGCAUAUGUUGUUAUGAGCAA